AUGUUUAAGGAACUGUUUUCAGAAAAUACGCGAAAACUUGUCAUUAGAAUAAAACGAUAUUCUCCUAUUACAUUUGAACAUUUUUUGUAUUUUUAUGAUAAAUAUUUUUUUAAUGAUUCCUCCAUUAAAAAAUUCAAGCUCUUUUUUAUCAAUUUCAUAAUGAUGACAAUUUUGAAUGUUAUAAAAAGUUACUUUUAUUUUCAUUUUAUACGUCGUUUUGUUUUAUGA
Molecule: messenger RNA, 228 nt
Organism: Gryllus bimaculatus (two-spotted cricket)
Lineage: Eukaryota; Metazoa; Arthropoda; Insecta; Orthoptera; Gryllidae
Source: the annotation of a GenBank genome assembly